UGGAGAGAGAGAGGGAGAGAGGGAGAGAGAGACUACGGGCUCCGGAUCCUGGAGGCGCGGCUUCUUUGCGCCAAGCUGCCGCUGAGCGAGCUUUGCGCACACACGGAGGUUUGCGCAUCUGGUCGUCAUCAUCAUCAUCAUCAUCAGCUCAGCAGCAGCAGCUCUUCCUGCUCAGAUGUGACUCAGUCAGAGUGGGAAGAGAACCACUUCUUCUCCUCCUUCUUCUUCUCCUCCUUCUCCUUCUUCCUCCUCCAGGACGCGUUAGAACGCGGCGCCUCUUGCAGCAGGAACACGGAGCCGCCGCCGCCGCGUCUCUUUCUCCCGUGGAUGGAUUGUCCGGAUCGACUUUGAUCGACUUUGAUCGGCUUUGAUCGGGGGGAGACUCGGGCGAGGAGAGAGAAUCUGAAGUUUGUGUGAGCCCCGCGCGGCUGGUGUGGAUGUGACCAGAGCCGCCUCCUGCUCCGCUCGGACCUCAGCCCCGACCCGAGCUUCCAUCCUCCGCCUGUUUCCUGGAGACGCGGCUGCUCAUGCACGGAUCUACCUGUGGUUCUUCCCCUUAACGCUUUUCCUGUUUUUUUUCUUUUCUUUUCUUUUUUUUUCUUUUUUUAAAUUCCGCUGUUGCGUCAUGACUUCUAGCUAUGCUCAUGUAAUGGACAGGCAAGCCACGAUAUCAAACCGCCUGGAGAGUCCGAUCACGUCGAACCUGGACAACCUGCAAGCCAAGAAGAACUUCUCGGUCAGCCACCUGUUGGACCUGGAGGAGGCCGGGGAGAUGGUCGGCACGCAGGCGGACGAGAGCGUCGGGGAGGCGGGGAGGAGUAUGCUGGAGUCCCCGGGGCUGACCAGCGGGAGCGACACGACCCAGCAGGAGAAUGAACAGAUGAACACGGAGGAGAAGAAGAAGAGGAAGCAGCGCAGGAACAGGACCACGUUCAACAGCAGCCAGCUGCAGGCUCUGGAGCGGGUGUUCGAGAGGACGCACUAUCCGGACGCCUUCGUCCGAGAGGACCUGGCCCGCAGGGUCAACCUCACCGAGGCCAGAGUCCAGGUCUGGUUCCAGAACCGAAGAGCCAAGUUCCGCCGGAACGAGCGAGCCAUGCUGGCCAGCAAGAACGCCUCCCUCCUCAAGUCCUACUCCGGAGACGUGACGGCGGUGGAGCAGCCCAUCGUGCCCCGGCCCGCGCCCCGCCCCAACGACUACCUGUCCUGGGGCAGCGCCGCCCCCUACAGCUGGUACCCGAUGCCGGAGGGGGGGCCGGUGCGAGUGCCACAGAAAAUGCUGCCCUCAGAGAACAACACCAUGGCCACCUACCCGCCCACCUGCUCCAACACCAACACGUCCCAGGGCAUGAACAUGGCCAACAGCAUCGCCAACCUGCGGCUCAAAGCCAAGGAGUACAGCUUGAACCAGGUGCCCACGGUCAACUGAGAGGAGGAGGAGGAGGAGGAGGGAGGAUGCUCACCUGCUGGGAUGAGCGUCGUCUCACGUCGUAACCCGCCCCCCCACCAAACACCACCACCACCACCACCUUUUGGAUCUUUCCCCUCAUGUACGUAGAGCGAUGGACGCCGAGAGGCCGGCGGAGCAUCACUGAACUCAAAGAGACGUCGGGACCAAACGUCUGUUUUCAGACAGAGAAAUUUCACCGAGACUCAUGAGUGGACUACACGGAAAACCUCUCUGUCCCUUUUUAUUCCUGCGCUGUUGGAAAAAAAAACUGGGAUCAGCUCCUUUUUCUUUUCUAACUCAACAACAAAGGACUUCCUCUGACAUUUAUCCAUAUUUUUUAAUUUUUUAAAUUUUUUUUUCACACAUUUUCUAUCCAUGUUAUACCACUGACAAGAAAACAGAUUUUCCUGUAAUAGUCCAGUAUAAAGCAGAGGCUAAUGUAUUGCUAAAUCCAAAACCAGUAGAUAAUAAUUUUUUUUUUCUUAUGAUAUCCUUUUAUUUGUUUUAUUUGUAACAGAAUGAUAAUAAUAAAAAAAAAUGUAUAUUAAUAAAAAAUGCGUUUGAAGCAGA
This is a messenger RNA of Mugil cephalus (flathead mullet), 2020 nucleotides long. RefSeq names its product paired related homeobox 1b (gene prrx1b). NCBI's taxonomy places the organism in Eukaryota, Metazoa, Chordata, Actinopteri, Mugiliformes, Mugilidae. Gene Ontology annotation, molecular function: DNA-binding transcription factor activity, RNA polymerase II-specific; DNA binding. Bases 626 to 1429 code for a protein of 267 amino acids. The transcript has 5 exons. The record is from RefSeq and is a predicted model, not a curated record. Gene Ontology annotation, biological process: regulation of DNA-templated transcription.